This is a messenger RNA of Cetraspora pellucida, 4072 nucleotides long. The record is from the annotation of a GenBank genome assembly. NCBI's taxonomy places the organism in Eukaryota, Fungi, Glomeromycota, Glomeromycetes, Diversisporales, Gigasporaceae.
UCCUACUCUUGGACACCGGUUCCACACCUGCAGUUCGAGCAACUGCUGCGCAGCAAUUAGGAGAAAUUCAAAAGCAACACCCUGGAGAACUGCAUAACUUGUUAUCAAGGGUUGUCAUUCACUUAAGCAAUAAAGAAUGGGAUGCUCGGAUUGCUGCGGGACAAGCAAUUGAAGCUAUUGCAAAAAAUGUGCCACAGUGGGAUCCUCCAGAGACUGUUAAAAUUGAAACCGAAAUAUCUUUUAAAAAUGAGUCAAGUGAUAAUAAAUAUUCCUUUGAGAAUUUUGACAUUUCGAAUGUAUUACAAAAUGGAAAAACAUUAUUAGGCUCGGCCGGAAAAGUACGUGUCAAUUAUCCUAAAAAUGAUAAUUGCGUGGUCUUUGUGGUUUUCAUGAUAUUUAAAAGAUUAGGAUUGGGUGGAGAAUUUAUGGAUGUCGAUUUAUUGGAUGAUGUUGACAUAAGUGGGACGACUACAUCACAAAAUACACAAGUCCAUAAGGUUGAGUCUGCUUCUAUACAACCACCACGUUCUCCAAUUUUGCCCCCAGAAGACAUGGCUGGCCUUAGCGCCAGAGAAAGAAAUAAACUGAAGAGAAAAGCAAAAAAUGAUGCAAAAAUUAAGGGGAAAGAAAAAUUACGGGUUGUAGAAAUUGGUACGCGAAGAACAAGCGGUGAUUAUGUAGCACCGCUAGCAACUCCACUUACACCAACAACUGUUAAAGUCGAACCUGAUGGAUCAGGAUCAUCAGAGCAAACACAAGCAGAGGGAUGUUUCAAUUUUACGCCACAACCUUGUUCGAGUAAAAUUGUUGUAGAAUCUAAAAAAGAAGGAUCGUCAAAUGUAACGGAUGAUCAGUCUAAUGAAUGGCCAUUUGAAAAUGUGUGCGAAUCUCUAUGUGUAGCUUUGUUUAAUCCAUGCUGGGAAGUAAGACAUGGUGCUUGCAUUGGUUUAAGGGAAAUUCUUAAAGUACACGGUCAUGGGGCUGGACGUCGCGUUGGGUUAACUAAAACGGAAAAUGAAUUCAGACAUAAUAAAUGGUUGGAGGAUGUAGCAAUUCGUUUGUUAUGUGUUUUUGCACUGGACCGAUUUGGAGAUUUUGUAUCAGAUCAGGUUGUCGCGCCUGUAAGAGAGACUUGCUCACAAACAAUGGGUGCACUUCUACGCUAUAUGUCACCACAAGGAGUGGAAAACGUUCACAGAGUUUUAUUGCAGAUGAUUUAUCAAACAGACGUGCAAGGAGAUAAACCAUCAAUAUGGGAAGUCAGACACGCUGGGAUGUUAGGCUUGAAGUAUGCAGUUGCUGUCCGCAAGGAUUUAGUGAAUACAAUAUUGGAUGGAACUGUGGGUGCGGUGAUUUUAGGAUUAAAAGAUAGUGAUGAUGAUGUGAGAGCUGUUGCUGCAUCUAUUCUAAUUCCGAUCGCAGAACAUUUUGUUACACUUUCUGCACACAAAAUACCGGAAAUUGUUACGGUGUUAUGGGAUUGUUUAAAGGAUUUGAAGGAUGACUUGACAGCAUCUACAGCUAGUGUAAUGGAUUUUUUGGCUCGAUUAUUUUCCUUCCCGAAAGUAUUAGAAUAUAUGCGAACAGCUGCUAUUUCUGAUCCGAGCCAUUCUUUGACAACAUUAAUACCUCGAUUAUACCCAUUCUUUCGUCACACUAUUACGUCCGUUCGUUCUGCGGUCCUAAAUACAUUAUUGACAUUUCUUGGUAUGGCCGAUGUUGAAGAAUGGGUAGAUCACCGCGCUUUCAGACUUGUCUUUCAAAACAUGAUCGUCGAGGAGAAAAAAGAUGUUCUCGACUUAUCCCUUCAAGUCUGGUCUGCUUUAGUGUCUCAUGUAUCAAAGUCCGGCCAAGAAAAUAAAAUCAUCACUUUUACGGCUCAAUAUAUCAGAACAUGGUUUAUGAUAAUUAUGACCCCGUUAGGCACUCCAAUUGAUCGACGAUUAUUUUUUGUGCCAGAUGGUCCAGUUCCGAUGGAAAUAUCUACCAAUCUGCGACGUCGAUCACAGGAGCGUAUCCAGACAAACGACGGUGAUGAUGUCAUGGCUGGUCACAAUAUUGAUACUGGGAUGCUGCAGCAAGAUUUUGCAUUGGUCAGUGUGGACACUGUACUAAGAGGCAGAGUCACUGCUUCUAAAGGCCUGGGUAUGUUAAUGAGUCAUUGGCCUAAUGAGUCUUUGGAAGCAUCGUUUGAAGAGAUUAUUAUAUCUUGCUUGUCUUCUACGUGGGCAUCAAAUAAACAACUUGCUGCUGUCAUUAUAGAAGAAUGGGCACGUUCAAUUGUGGAGAACGAAGGUUAUGAUAUUCAGACAUCAUUGUUGAGCGUAUCACCAUUAGCAGUUAAACUUUCAAACCAUAUGAUCUCAAUGCUGGAAUCCGAACCGCCGAAAUUUUAUUCGGAACUUAUAUCUAUUCUUCGUCGCAUUCGUGGUGAAUGUCAAGCAUUGCUCAAUACAUUUGUUUCAGUGGGAAAAAUUGAUUCUGCAGUUAUACCUACUUUACCUUCGCAUGUUCUUGGUGAAGUCAUUCAAUCAGAUGUUUCGUUUCCAUUGUUCAGUAUUGAAAUAGCAGUGGAGCUUUCGGCGGCUACUUUUAAUAAUUUAUUAGCUCAAGUCACUGGGAUAGAUGGAAAAUCCACACAAGCUCGAAGUGAUGAAAGACAAUCGUUAAAUGAUCGUAAACGGCGAGUAAUGUCAUCAAUAGGUUACUAUGAGUCUACUAAGCAUAAAAAUGACGUCGUCGUUUUCGCAGCAAUUGCAGGCGCUGUAGUUGCACUGCGAGCAUUACCUCCUAAGCUUAAUCCUGUUGUCAGAUCUAUUAUGAAUUCCAUAAAAACUGAAGAAAACCUAGGAUUACAACAACGCUCGGCAGCUACACUGGCGAGCCUCGUUGAACUUUGUGCCUCUGAGGAUGGCUCAACGCGAGUAAAUCCUAACGACAAAAUCGUGAAAAAUCUAUGUACAUUUCUUUGUUCUGAUCCAACUACAACACCUGAGCUGCAAGCUAAUCGUGCAAAGGAGGGUAUAUUGUCUUUACAGAAAGCUAAAGAACCUGAUAAAGGUUCAUCUAAUAAUGAUUCCCAAAAUGAAGAUGAAGAGUUAAAAUCACAAAAGUUAAUACGUCGUGGUGCUGAAACAGCACUUAGGCAAUUUUCUAUACAAUUUGGGCCAAAAUUAUUUGAUAUUGUUCCAAGGUUAUGGACGUGUGUGCAUUCUUCUUUGAGCACAAUAUUCGCUCAUGAUGACAAAGAAAAGACAUCAGUUUUUAAAACAAAUAUAAAUUUGGGACAGGACGUCAUUGACUCUUUGCAAAUAUUACAGACAUUAGUUCCUGUCUUUCAUGAAUCUCUUCAAUUAAAGGUUACGGAAUUGUUGCCUUGUAUUGUGAAAGCUAUUCAAUGCCAAUAUUCAGUAAUUCGGUCCAUGGCUGCCCGUUGCUUUGCCACGAUUGCUAACGUUAUCACAAUCCAAAGUAUGCAGAUUAUAAUAGACCACAUAAUACCAUUGUUGGGGGAUUCACAAAAUGUGAUACGUCGUCAAGGAGCUGCUGAGCUAAUAUAUCAUGUAGUGCAGACUAUGGACGCGAAGAUUCUUCCUUAUGUCAUUUUUUUGAUUGUACCGAUUUUGGGUCGAAUGAGUGAUGUGGAUGAAAAUGUUCGAUUAGUGAGCACCAAUUGUUUUGCUAUGCUAAUAAAGUUGGUGCCGUUAGAGGCCGGAAUACCUGAUCCACCUGGUCUAUCCACAAAAUUGUUGAUACACCGAGAUGAAGAACGUAAAUUUCUUGCACAACUACUCGACAGCAGAAAGUUAGAUCCAUAUGAGAUUCCUGUUACAAUUAAAGCUGAACUAAGAAAAUAUCAGCAGGAAGGUGUAAAUUGGCUUGCAUUUUUAAAUAGGUAUCAAUUACACGGAAUAUUAUGUGACGAUAUGGGACUUGGAAAAACACUUCAAUCUAUCUGCAUCCUUGCCAGUGAUCACCACAUGCGUGCAACUAAAAAUACUGAAACAAAAUCACCAGACAGUGUACAUUGUCCGUCAUUAGUUGUCUGCCCACCUACAUUAACAGGACAUUG